AGGACGCCGGGCCAGUCCAGCCCCAGGCCCCGCCGCGAUGAAGCACCCGCCGCCGCCCCGCCGCUGCGGCGUCGUGGCGGCGGUCGUCGCGCUCGUCCUCCUCGCCUGCCUCCAGAUCCAGUACCACCACCUCAAGGUGGAUCUCGGGAAGGCCGGCUUUGCCUCUGCCACGCAAGACAACUCGAAUCGCAACCGCAUUCACUUGGGGACCAGCAGCAAGCCGGCCACUGCCACCACCAACUCCUUGCCGCGCGGCAUCGUCGAGCGCCACUCCGACAUGUAUCUCCGCCCGCUCUGGGAUGACUCCGCUGCUACCACCCACAAGAAUAAAAAUGGUGACCACAAUGCUCUCUUGGCCAUGGCAGUUGGCAUCUCCCAAAUAAAAAACGUGGACACUAUGGCUCGUAAGUUUCUGAAGGAAAACUAUGCAGUUAUGCUCUUCCAUUAUGAUGGAAAUGUAGAUGGAUGGCAUCAUCUUGCGUGGAGUGAUAAGGCCAUACACAUUCUCGCUCACAACCAAACAAAAUGGUGGUUUGCUAAGCGUUUUCUGCAUCCUGAUGUCAUGGCUAUAUAUGAUUUCAUCUUUUUAUGGGAUGAAGACCUUGGAGUGGAGAAUUUUAACCCGAGAAGGUAUCUAGAUAUAAUGGUUUCUGAAGGCUUAGAAAUAACACAACCUGCUCUGGACCCUGAUUUAUCAACUGAUAUCCACCACCGAAUCACAAUCCGCAAUAAGAUUACAAAAGUGCACAGGAGAAUAUACGACAAUCGGCCUAGUAUGAAUUGUUCUGAUGAAAGUAAAGGACCUCCUUGUACAGGGUGGGUUGAGGGCAUGGCACCGGUUUUUUCUCGCGCUGCCUGGAAGUGUGUAUGGCAUCUAAUUCAGAAUGAUCUGAUUCAUGGUUGGGGUCUUGACAUGAAGCUUGGCUAUUGUGCUCAGGGUGAUCGAACUGAGAAAGUUGGUGUAAUUGACAGUGAGUAUGUUGUCCAUCAAGGGAUACCAUCUUUAGGAGGACCAUCACUUAGCAGCAAGACACCUCGAAGAUCACUGGAUUUGAGGACCCAUAUAAGAAGACAAUCAUCAGCUGAGCUGGAGAAGUUCAAAGAACGGUGGAACAGAGCUGUAAGAGAAGAUGAAGGAUGGAGGGAUCCUUUUGAAUCUUGAUUGCUGUGAGAGCAGAAUGCGACACCUCACAUGAGUGAAGCUGGGAAUCCAGUGGCCUCAGCCAUAGCAGUUCUUGGGGAGUGAAGGCUAUCUCAUCACACAAUGCAACAUGUGGGCCUCAUGUUAUAGGAUACACAUACUGUAACUUUAUCCCCGUGACACAAAGGAAGUACUGGAAAUGGUAUCAUCAAUACAGGGAGCAGGUGAUGGAUAAGCUGGAACUGAACUAACAAGGGACUAUACACAAUGCUGUAAUUUUUGGUCGAGUUGUAUAGUGACAUCAUAUAGAGUUAUAGACGCUUGAUGCUUGUGCAGUUAUUUAAUCAGAAAUCUUAUACAUACAUAACCUAGAGCAGAUUUCUUUCCUAUUACUGUGUUGUAUUGCAAUACCAUGUAAGAAGAGGAAAAAGGCAUACUUACAUAGUUGAAUCCCAUGGCUCAGAAAUAGUACCA
Molecule: messenger RNA, 1615 nt
Organism: Panicum hallii
Lineage: Eukaryota; Viridiplantae; Streptophyta; Magnoliopsida; Poales; Poaceae
Exons: 12
Coding region: 38-1162 (374 amino acids)
Source: RefSeq, a predicted model, not a curated record